This is a messenger RNA of Didymodactylos carnosus, 4139 nucleotides long. The record is from the annotation of a GenBank genome assembly. Lineage: Eukaryota; Metazoa; Rotifera; Eurotatoria; Philodinida; Philodinidae.
AUGGAUGCUAUAUUUUGGAUUCGUUCAAAAUUAAGUGCAUUUUUUUCCAAUAUUAUUCCAGCGGUAAAACCCUUUAUUUAUUUAUACGAAGAUUAUUUAUCAUUUAUUUUGGGAUGGGAUCCUAAAUGGCUAAACGAAGCAGCUCUUCAAACAGGAUGUUUAUACAAAGAUUGUUCUACAUUAACACCAACACCAAUCAAAGAGCGGUAUUUGUCGUUUUCUGAAUAUCAACAAGCAACUGUACCAUGGUUGUUAGAAGAGACAUGGGAAAAUGUUCAAGCAUCCCUUAUAUCCAAUCUGCGACGUUUUCGUGCGCUGUCAGAAUUGAAUAACUGUCCAUUGUUCCAAUAUUUGCUUGAUCCAAAAUUGACUGGUGGAAUGUUUCGUUCCACAAAAACAAAAUUUCAAGUAUUCUGUGAAUAUUUACAAACAAAACUAUUUGGUAAAAAGAAUUAUACUACGAGAGAUGGAAAUACUGUACACAAUGAAUCACAGCAGCUUGUUAUCGAAGAGGCUGUUUCAAUGGUGUGUGAUGGAAAUAAGAAUGAACCGAAAGUAUACAUGAUUCAAGGACCACCAGGCACAGACGGAUUAAAGGUUAGACGUGUUGGCUGCGACGAAGCUCUUUGUAUGGAAGAAGAUGUCAAUCGUGUAAAACUUGAAUAUUUGACCGAACAACAGUUAGUCAAUAAUAUUCGUUCAUACCCAAAUGAACAAAACGUGAAGAAGCAAGUUUUUGAGGAAGCAGACGUUAUCAUAAGUACGUUGAACUACACUGGCAAUCGUCUAUUUGAUCCUUACUGUCCGAUAGCUGAUAGACAAAAGUUUCCAUGGUUUGAUUGUCUAAUCGUUGAUGAAGCUGCACAAUGUAUUGAAAUUGAUACGUUUAUUCCAUUACGUCUCGGCGUCAAAAAAAUAAUUCUUGUUGGCGAUCCAGAACAAUUGCCAGCCACUGUUAUAUCAAACCAAGCGUUAAAUGCUCAUUUGAAUCAAUCUUUAUUCGAACGCUUGUUUAAUUUAUUCAAACAACAGGAAAAAUUAAAUCCUAUUCAAAUGCUCAAUAUCCAAUACAGAAUGAACGAAGAAAUCUGUCGGUUUCCUUCGGAACAUAUUUAUCAAGGACGAUUGUUGACAGACAAACAAACAAAUAUUGAACGAUCUAAAUUUCAUUUGAUUCCAUAUGCAUUUAUAAAUGUUUUAAAUAGUUGUGAGCAAUUAGAUCCCGUUAUACAAUCUUAUUAUAAUACAAUCGAAGCACAAGUUGUGGUCGAUUUAAUCCGGUAUUUAACUACAAUAGAGAAUAUACCACUUUCGACAAUAGGUAUUAUUACACCCUAUCGAAAGCAAUUGCAGCUGAUUCAACGACAAUUAUCAACGAAGAUUGAUGUUAGCACUGUGGACGGAUUUCAGGGUCGAGAAAAAGAUAUAAUUUUAUUAUCAUCGGUGAGAGCACAACAACAAGAAGAGGAUAAUCGAGGUAGUAUUGGUUUUGUAGGAAAUAAACAACGUUUGAAUGUAUCGUUGACACGAGGAAAAUAUGCUGUUUAUAUUAUAGGACAUUUACAAUCAUUAAAUGUAAGUUUCGCUUACGGGAGUAUCUAUCUAAUUGUUUGUCAUGGUGCUUAUCAAUCUCUAUAGAUCAAUGGUCAUUGGUCGAAACUGAUCAAUGAUGCAACCAGACGAAAUUGUAUGUUUGAUUACGGAUCUCGUAAACAGAAUUUUCAUUGGUUACGAAAAUAACAACGAUAAAAACACCGGUACCUUUUUCAGCUUUUUACUUUUAUAUUUCGUAAUAAAAUAAACCUAUACCUUUCCGUAGAAGAAAUGAACUCGUUCGUGCCAGCUGUUAAAAUCCACGUAAGACUAGUAAUAACACUUCCUUAACAUCAGACCAUAAAUGAACGCCAGCACAUUGGUAGAAGUGCACAGACAGAAAUCUACUUUUAAACAAUGAUGAUUAUUCGAAAGAAAAGAAACUUUCAAAGUGCGUGACCGACAUUCCUCUAAUUUCUUCUUCGUUUUUCGAUUUCUUUCUUAGGUAUGGUUUUUUAGUAGCAGUUAGUCAUAAUGAUCUUACUAAAAAAGACGACUAAAAGUUCGUUUAUUCAUAUACUUAUUUUUUGCAUUCAACCACAUUGCACUUCUGUCAUAACAUCAACAAAAAGAAAGAAAAGUAUAGUGGAAUUCGGCAUAAUCCUCGAAGAAGCGAUCCUGGAAAACGUUUUUCACAAGAUAUCUAAUAAUCUUGCAAAAAAUUUGGCAAUAACUUGGCAGAAUCUUUGAAAAAUCCUGUCAAGAUCUUGAAAUUUCGUGGCUACACGCUUCUUCCAGGAUUUAGUCGUUUCCUGACUGAAUCCUGGUUCAAAAACAAUGAUAAAUCUGUUAGGGUUCUUGAAAAUCUUGUUUCCAAUCCUGUUAGGAUCUUGAAAUUCCGUGGCUACACGGUAUUUUUUUAAAUUUUAAAAGAAGAGAAAUUCGCUGUCUAUAUAUCUUGUGAACAAAAUUCAAAUUUAAAGUUUAACCAGAGUGUAUUCGAUUAGAAUUUAAAUAAAAACAUAAUGUUAUGAUGGUCCAUGAAAAAUUAAUAUUUUCUUAUAAUCAUUUCCUUGACGUUAGUUAGGGUCAUAUAAAAGAAAAUGUUUGUAUGUUCACACGAACAAAUCGGACAGUGUAGAGGGCUGACACUUGUGAACUGUAGAUAAUCCAACACGGAGAAUCUAAUGGUACAAUAGAGGGAUCUUCAGAAGGUUUUUGAAAAAUAUUUGAUUUUCUGCCGAUUUUCAGAUACAGUUUGAAUCAAUAUGAAGGAUAAGCAUGAUGUCCGAUCCUCAGAGAGUUUCCGGAGAACUCUUUUUUUUACAUGAUUUUUACAUGCGAUUUGAAAAAUGUAGGGGGAACGUAAUAAAAUGUAGAAAAAUGUAGAUUGAGCGAUUUGAGGUAAAAUGUGGGGGGAACGUAAUAUCGGGCACCUGCGAAUCUCUCACUGACCUCUAGCUGUGAUCCUAUUGGUAGAAGAGUUUUUUGGAACUUUAUUGGAUGGAAAAUAAUAUAUAUUUUAUAGAAAGGUAAACAUUGUUACGUUAACAAAAUUUUUUGAGAAGGAAAAGAGGAAAGAAUAGAACACAUCACUUCCUGACAUUUCUUUUCAUUUCCAAUAAAAUAAACUUCAAGUGUUAUAUUAACUAAUUUUUAGACUUAUAAGCUACAAAACUAUCGUUCGUUCAACUAAAUAGUUGCAUAUAUAUUACAAUACAACAUAUUUUUAUGAAAAAAAUAGCAAAAAAAGUUGAAAAGAACGAGAGCUCGUGUGUGUGUAAACCAUUCUGUUUGAUGUCUCUCUCUAGUCUAGGUAAUUUUUUAAUAUUGAAGUAAAAAGAAUGAAAAAAAAGAAUGAGUGAGGCGCGGAUAAACAUUGGUUCUUUAUGUAAUUGACUUAUAUAAUUUGAUAUCAAAUCGAGCAGUUUAUUGCGCAUUCUGGAAUUUUAACUAUUUAGAUAAUCCUAAAAAUGUAUGUAGACAGAGAAUAAGGUGUACGUAAAUACACAAGGUAACGCUCGUCUGUACUCGCUUGGUUCCUUGACUUUAGGAACUUAUUUUUGCAACAAAAUGCGUUUCGAAGCUCCGAAAAAUACACAAAACUACAUAAAAUUGAAUUCUCUGUCGAUCCACAUCGAAAUUAAAACAUUUUGAAGAGGGACCGGUUUUUACAGACUUUUGGACUCCGUCCUUUCUUUGAAUAAUGUAAUAGAUACUUACUUUUAAUUUUGUUGUUUUCAAUAAAAAUAAGAGUUAGAAAAUCCCUGUCGUUUGCUUCAUUUUAUACAAAAUCCGUAUAUUUAUACAAAAGCGUUCGCUGAAUUAAAUGUAAGUAUUGUUUACUUUUCUUGUUGAAAUACGAAUAUUUGAAUGUGUAAAUAAAAGAGAAAAAAUAGAAACUCCUUUGUGUUGCAUGAAUGUUUUUUACGAAAUUGUUACAUAUUUUUGUUAUUAUCAAGUACAAACUGGAAAAUAUAAUAAAUAAGAUGCACCCAGGGCAGCCUUGCAGUGAAAUUUAUUUUUCGACACUUCAUACACCAUUCGAUAGAGAAUUUCGCGGUGAUCACGAAUAUCACUUCCAAGGCUCUCAGAACCCUUUCCUC